AUGGUAGACUAUUGGGUGUCCAAGGAGAGACACUACUGCAAGUACUGCAAUGUGUGGAUGCAGAGCGACAGGGUGAGCAUCAAGCACCACGAGCAAGGCCGUAGACACAAGGAGAAAGUCGACGAAACGCUUAAACAGAAGCGUAAGGCCAAAUCAGAUGCCAAUAACUCACAAAGGGAGCUGCAGGACCAGCUGAAGCAGAUUGAGGAGGCUGCGCAGGCCAAAUAUGCGCAAGAUAUGGCCACCAGACGAGCGCCACCUCCUCCACCUCGUCCAGGACAGAGCAACGCACCGCCCCCACCGCCAAGGAGACCAGGUCAGAGUGCUGGGAGACAAUUUCGCCCUCCUGUCCAGCUGGAAGAGGAGCCCGAGGAUGAAGAGGACGACAAUGGCGUCUACGCUGUGCGUGGUGUUGUCUAUCUGGAAGGUAAAAAGCACGAAUCACAAUUAGAGACAGGAAGCGCGUGUCAGAUUUGGGUCGAAGAGGCCGAGCAAUGGGUCGACGCUCUGGUGGAACAGGCCACAGUGCACACCGUUCCUAAUACCGAGGUGAGUUUCAGACGCUUCACAGUCAUGUACAUGCUGCCGCCGUCUGAAGAAGCAAUGAAGAAUGGAGAGAAAGCGGAGCCCAUGACAGAAAACGAAGUGCUGGCCGAUCGGCUACGUAUCCCAUUGCCAGCCAACGUGACGCUGGAAGCUGCAGAGGAAAUGGUGGAGCAAUGGCGCAACGGCGACGACGCAACACAAACCAAUACAAAACCAUCGGUAAUAAUUGACGAGACCACUGGCAUGGGCGUGUGGAGUACAGUGGAAGUACGGCAGAUUGACGAAAGCCCCGAAGCUGUGGUGAAACGUGCAGCGGAGGCAGAAGCUGAAGUGGAGCGAACUGCAGAAGAGCAGAAGCGUCUCGAUGCAUUGGAAGACUUUUCGUCUCAAGGAGACAAUGCGCUGGGUGCCUUUAACCCGUGGGGAGGCAGCUAUAAAGAGGAGAUCAACAUCACUACAAACGGGAAUGUGAGCUUCAAGAAACGUGGCCAGAAGAAGCAGAAACGUAGGAGGAUACACACUGACGAUGAGUAA
Phytophthora infestans T30-4 is the source of this 1080-nucleotide messenger RNA. RefSeq lists its product as uncharacterized. The transcript is spliced from 4 exons. Gene Ontology annotation, biological process: mRNA splicing, via spliceosome. The coding region runs from base 1 to 1080 and encodes 359 amino acids. Gene Ontology annotation, cellular component: nucleus; precatalytic spliceosome. Gene Ontology annotation, molecular function: zinc ion binding; RNA binding. The record is from RefSeq and is a predicted model, not a curated record. NCBI's taxonomy places the organism in Eukaryota, Oomycota, Peronosporomycetes, Peronosporales, Peronosporaceae.